Podarcis lilfordi (Lilford's wall lizard) is the source of this 33082-nucleotide messenger RNA. Lineage: Eukaryota; Metazoa; Chordata; Lepidosauria; Squamata; Lacertidae. The record is from the annotation of a GenBank genome assembly.
GCUCGUUUCGGUGCGCUUGCGAGAGGGCGUCGGGGGCGCGCACGGCGACGGCCUGGGCGCCAUGUUGGAAGGUUGCUGAGCCCGGCCGCCGGGGUUUCUGUGUUUCUCUCCGUCUCUCUCUCGUCUCUGUCUGUGGUGGAGGCCGUCGCUCCCGCGGCUGCUGGUGCCUGCUUCCCGUGAGGGCCCGGGGGGCGGCAGGAGGAGGAGGAGGUAGUGGUGGUGGAAGAAGAAAAGGAGGCAGCAGCGGAUCAUGGAUAUCGAGAGGCUGCAGGAGGCGCUGAAAGGUGAGGUCUGCUUGUUUUUUGAUGGGUUGGGGGGGUUGGUUACCCCGGGGUCACCCAGGGAAGGGGUGACCCCGGGGUAACCAACCCACCCACACCCCUCAAAAAACAUGUAAGAGGUUGUAGAGGAAGCCCUGAGGGAAGAGAAGGGGAACGGGAGGGGGCAAGAUGACCUGUAAAAAAAGGAAAAGAAAAGCUGUGUGUGGAUGUGGAGGAAGUCCAGUCAGAGUCUGAUCAGUCUUGCUUUCCAGGCCCCUAAUUUCUGGGGUGAGGGUGGUGGUAUGUGGAGUCUGAAACGACCCAGAGGUUUCUCUGUCUCCUCCCCCCCCACCACCUUCCUUCUAUCUUGAUCCCCCCCCCCCUUAAAAAAGGCCCUCGGAGAUCCCUCUCCACUCUCAACGUGAACUGUUUCUUCUCCACAGUCCGUGGCCCCCAAUGGAUUCCCCGUUUCCUUUCCCUUUCCCACUUCCUGUUACUUUCUGCUUCCAUAAUCCCCCAGCCCCACCUCCAACCCCACCCACAAGAAAUCUCUGGUUUACACUGGCUACAGCUUUCACCUCACCUGAGGCAGGUGGCCUAGUAUGAGAAACCGGCUUUGAAAGGGAAGUUGGAUAUGAACUUUCCAGUCAUUGAAGUGUAUAUGUUGUCCUUUGGAGGCCUAUAAGGCCCUGGCCUUUUGUGUGUGGGAGUGAGUAUGUGUUUCUUUUGCUCCUUAAUAACCUUUCUCCCGUUUUUCUUUACCUUUUGCAGAUUUUGAAAAGAGGGGGAAGAAGGAAGUGUGUCCUGUACUGGAUCAGUUUCUUUGUCAUGUUGCCAAGACUGGAGAGACAAUGUGAGUGAUUUUUUUAAUUGACUAACAGCCUCUUGGUGUGGUUUUGGACAUGACAGAAAGUUAGUAGCCAGUGUUUUUCCAUUAUAGGAAUACUUGAUCAGUUAAGUUUCUACAGAGUUCUACACUAAGAACUCUGCAAUCUGAGUUUCUCAAGUUUUUCUGUUCGGGUAACUUACUUCCAGACUUAAAAGUUGCUGCACAUUCAUUAAAGACUGAGAAGUAUCUAAGUCCCUGUGCUUCCUUAUAGUAUCGCUUGUCAGCCUUAAUUGAUCCUACUGAGUACAUUAAGUCUGCUGUUUUUUCCUUUUAAGACAACCACCCGCACUUCUGACCUCUGCUUUUAUAGUCAGAAACCAGAAAAGCAUGUGUUUUGCAAUCAGUUUUUGGAAUUGUACUUAAUGAAAAGUACAGAGGUUGAGUCUCAAGCCUCUUCUAAGUUUGGUUCAGCUUUUCACACAUGAAGCCCCAAUGUGAAGCUUCCUGCACACAGCUGUACACAAAUGAUGACUUUCUGUUCUUUAACAGCUUUUGAUUCACUAGUUAGCAUAAGACAAUGUUUCCCCCCAGACGUUUGUAAUUGUGCUUUGGGGCAGUGCUGGCCCUGUUUGGUAAACCUAAAUUGGUCUGAAUUUUCAGACAGUUCUACUUUAGUUACCAGCACAUUGGGAGUUGUUCACACAGUAGCAGUUUUGUGCCAGUGCAUCUUGAUCCAGAAGUGUACUUAACCACACUUUCCAAGCCUUUGUUGGUCACCUUCAGGCCCAAGGCAAAUAUCUAUGCUUUUCUGUUGGUCUGCCUUUUUCCUCCACACCACUUCCCUCUAAUCUCUACAAAAUCAGGGAGCAAAUCCCUCUCUACUAGAUAAGAUAUCCACGACUGCCUCUGCAUAGGUUUUUUUAAAACGAUUAAAAUGUUUCUGAGCAGAAUUACAGUUGUUUAUUUGUUAAGAUGAGAAUGCCUACUAUUAUUUGAAUUGCUCUUAUUUGCCCAGGAGGAUAAUUUAUUGGCAGCCCUCCUUCUCUAACCAGCCCUUUGAAAGGACAUUUCUUCCUUCCAGAAUGGCUAGCCAUGUGCUUGGGAUCUACAGGACUGAGAUUCCAGGUAAAACCAAGUGCUUGGUUUUCCCAGAUCUCUCAGAACAAUACUUAUUUCAUACUUGUUCAUAUAAUCCCACAACCAGGCAGUGUCUUCUGUUCUGGUGGUCUCCCUUGUAUCCCUGUUUUAUCUUGUACCUUGUACCAACUUCCAGCCCUGCCCACUACAUCAGUUUCCAGAAGCAGUGAGGUUGAAUUUGGAUCCCUUCCAUUUUAGAGAGUGUGGGUAGUGGAGAUUGGCAUAGUCCUGUGCAUGGGACAGCAUGCAGGUCAUUUGUAGUCUAGGGUGCCAGCUGCCCAGAGUGCUGAAGAGUCUUGUCAACGAUGCUCCUGGACUCUCCUGCUUCUCUUUAAGCCGGUGUGAUGUAAAUCCUUGCUUCUUAUACUACUUGUGGCACAUAUGUCUGGCUUGAGGCAAUAUGGUCAGUUGUGUGUUAUUUAAUAUAUAAAAUAACAUAUUUAUUUAUUGUUACUAUAGUGCCAUCACUCUGCAUGGUCCUUUAUAAAGUACAAGUCCUUGUCCCAAGGGGGUUACAGACUAAUUCAGGACAAAGGGACAGUAGAGGAAGAGGCAGUAAUUGAUAGUAGGAUUAAUUAGAGGAGAAAUAAAUAUCUAUUUCAGUUACACAUAUUUAACACUCUAAUGUCUAAUCCCAUACCCUGCUAUAGCUACGUUUAUGCCCAAAGGAGUCUCAAAAAAUGAGUUUUGAGGAGGGAUUUGGUGCAUCUCCAGUGUUCUGGGAGGUAGUUCCAUGCAUAAAGGUAACAAGAAGUAAACUGGGAAAUAAUUUGAUGGUCCCCAAUGCAGACAGUGAAGAGGUGUGGGGCAAGGCCAUGGUAGGGUUUGAAGAUAAAUAUGAGAAGCUCGUGCUGGAUACCAAGAGAGUACAGGAAGUCAGGAUAGGAAUUUAAGGAGGAGCUUUAUGUGGUCAGAGCAACAAGAAAGGUGGGCGGGGGGAGGUGAGACAACAGAAGACUAGAGAGGUGGUUAGGACCAUAGGAAGCUGCCUUACACAGAGUCACACCAUUGACCCAUCUUGCUCACUACUGCAUAGUACACUGACUUGACCGGCUGUGGAUUUUCAGGGUUUCAGGCAGCAGUCUUUCCCCACCUUUCCUGGAAAUGUCAGGGAUUGAAACUGUCUUUCUACAUGCAAAGUUUGGGCUCUGACACUGAGCUGCAGCCCUUCGCUAAGGCUGCAGUAGAAAAGAUGAGGAAGCACACUUUUUAUAUAUCUUAAGUUCCCCCCAUAUUAUUAUUAUUAUUAUUAUUAUUAUUAUUAUUAAAGUUACAGACUGCUUAUAAACUUCACUUCUCUAGAGCUUCCCUGACUUCCUUAUUGUCUCACUAUUUAGCAUGAAGGAGAAAGGUCUCCAGUGUGUACAGUGCAAAUUUUCUUGCUCCCAAGCUAUCCUAGUGGGGGAGGGUAAUGCAAGAUGCAGGCUUCAGCAAGGAAUGUUUAUUUCAGUGAGUAUCCUUUUAGAGUUUAUGUCUAGCUUACCAGAGAAGCUUUACUUCCCUUUGUGACUGGUUUCUAGGGAAAGCUGACGUCAUCAGUUUUAUUUGGCUCUUUGAAUUAAAGGGUUCAAGCUCAAUAACAAAAGAAAGUUGCUCAUGUCUUACUCUAAUAUAUAUUCAAACUAAACUACAAAGACAUUAUUUUUCUAUACUUAGCUGCACCAGUUUAAACUUCGUUGUUUUGUUUUUUGUCAUCCUUCCAUGGUUAACUGUUGACAGUGUCGCUUGCAGGAUCAGUUUAAUGCAGUGGAUGCCAGACAAUUAUGUCUCUACUCAUGUGAUGAGUCCUCCUCUCAUCCCCCAGGCAUCUUUACCAAAUCUUCUCCCGUGGCUUGGAGAAUUGUAUGGAUGUGGAGAGGAGGACAGGGAAGUCCCAUUGCAGAAGCAAGAGUCAUAGAAGCAUAGAGUUAGAGAUGGAAAGGUGGCCCAAGGGUCAUUUAAUCCAACCCCCUGCAAUGCAGGAAACUCGAUUUAAGCAUCUAUGACAGAUGGCCACCCACCCUCUGCUUAAAGCCCUGCAAGGAAGGAGAGUCCAUCGCCUUCUGACGGAGUCUGUUUCUGUUCCACUAUUGGAACAGCUCUUACCAUCAGGAAGUUCUUCCUGAUGUUUUGUUGGAAUCUCCUUUCUUGUAGCUUAAAUUCAUUGGUUUGAGUCCUACCCUCCAGAGCAGAAGAAAACAAGCUUGCUCCAUCUUCCAUGUGACAGCCUUUUAUAUAUUUGAAUGUGAUUAUCAUAUCUCCUCCCAGUCUCUUCUUUUUCAUGCUAAACAUACCCAAUACUGAAUUCCCUCAGCUGUUCCUCAUAAGGCUUGUUUUCCAGACACUUGAUCAUCUUCGUCACCCUUCUCUGCACGUUUCAGCUUGUCAAAAUUGUGCCCAAAAUUGAACACAGUGUUCCUGGUGUGGUCUGACCAAGAGUGGUACUAUUGCUUCCCUUGAUUUUCACAUCAUACUUCUGUUGUUGCAGCCUAGAAUAGUAUUAUCUUUUUAUGCUGCUGCAUCACAUUGUGGAUUCAUGUUAAGCUUGUGGACUACUAAAACCCACACAAUUUUGGAUAUUAGCCAAUGUCUAUUAAAAUUUGUGUCAGUAUGAUAGAAUGGAACAAUGAUUGUAAAAGCUUGCAUACAGGCAACCCUUGAUUUGUGCAGGGGUUAUAUUUUGGGUCAUUUUGUGCAAUGGUGGAGCAUGUAUAAGCUCACCCAUUAUGCCCCUUUUCCCUGCCAUUUCCAUGUUCGCAGCAGUGCACAUGUGCACGGUCGCGCCUUAUUUGAAUGCACACUAAAUGGUCAUUGCCUGUAUUUCUUAUUUAUAUACUUAAUAGUAGCCUGAAUCCUAUGUGGCCUUCCUUAACAAAUUUUAUUUAUUUGCUUUAGUAUCAGAAUUAGUCCUCUUUGACAGUUUGGCUUUAGAAAGUUCAUAUUUAGCAUCUUAACAUUUUGGUAACCUUAGACUACAUUAGCUUUCAGGAUGAAAUGCCAGGACAUAUUUUCAGGAUUAUUGCUGUACCUUUUUAAUUAAUAUUAGCCUGUUGGUUGAAAGUCCACUGUAGUAAGAAGCACCAGUAUUCAAAAUGUAGCUGUUAAGUUUUUUUUUGUUUUAAGAAACACCUGAGAAUUUCCCGAUAGAAGAAUGUUCUGUUAAUGGUUGGCACAUAUACAAAUGAUUAUAUACAUGUCAACCAUGAAAAAGGGUUGUAUAAUAAAAGAGGUGGCAAACCUGUGCCUCAUAGACCAUAUGCGCCCCUCAAGACAGUUUCAGUGGACUGCAAAGACCACACUUUCCUUUUUGAUUUAAUAAUAUGGGGGAUGUGAGUGGUUUGUGGCAUUAUUUGUGGGUCUUACAGUCUUAACUGAGUGCCCCAGUGCUAUUUUGUGCUUUCCUCUGUUUUCAUUCAAGCUUUCCCCAAGAGUCUGCUCUGAUUUUAAGUGGUAAACUUCUGUAUUCACAGGAUUUCUUGAGCCCUCUUGAACACUGCACACGGUCGGUCGUAGCCUUGUCUUUGGCUGUUUCCAGUAGCUGUGAUGUGGGGAGGGGGCAGCUUGGAGCCCCAUCAUGGCAGGAUUCCAUUCAUUCCCUUUUCCCUCCUCACCAUCUGAUUCAGUGAGCAGAGACAUCCCCUUUAACUGCACAGGGGGCUGCAUUUUCUCAUCCCUCCCCUGAUUUCUUUAGUGUAGCCACCAAUAUUGUCACCACUGUUGUACCAAAGGAAAGGUCACUUUUUUUCUUUACCAGUGCUCAUCAGGGCAGAAGGAUUGCAGAGACCUCAGAUCUUAUAAAUCCGAUGCUACCAUGCUUAGUGGCUAUACUGGGACCUCCUUGAGACUUGGUUCUUGAACCUUGAAGAUACUGGCAGGAAUACAGCCAGUAAAAGUGAGGGCAGGGAAGCAUAGAGAGAGUAAGGAGGCAGAAAGUGGGGAGGAAGUGGGUCCUGCUGAGGGAUCUGUGUCUGCUUGCUUGUUUCCUUCCCCCACCCCCUGUGUGUUAUGUCUAUGUGCUAUGUGGGUUGGGGCAUUCACACAUGAGAUAUGCAUGUUGGAAUGAAGCCUUUGAAGGUGAGGCCUGUACUUUGAAGUGAAACAGGCUAGGCAAAGGCUUGUAACCUCACUGAGAAUUGCGUAUCUGUGCUGCAAGCGUUUGUAGGAUGAAGAUGUGCAGUUCCCUUUCAACAGUUUGAACAGGAAUGUGUUGUGUAUUAUUAGGUAGUACAUUGAAUAGAAGUAUGGCCUGCUUUAACAACAGAUAAUGCACUUACUGGUUUCCAUGGGUUAAUCAAUUAGGAAAAAUGAUUGUUCUGGAAACUUGGUGGAGGCAUAGCAAAGCUUGAGGCAAGACCUGUUCAUAAAGCCAGUUAUUGUCUGACACACAGACUUCACAAAAUUAAUGCUUUGUUGAUGCUAUUGGUUAGACUUGUACAAUGCAUUCUGUUGUGCAUUCUGCAAGCAUUUUGAAGGAAGACAAACAGAUAGUAAAUGUGUAUGUUUAACUGUGGUGUUAAGCCAUAACAACAAUUCAAAAAAAGUACAAAAUUUCAGUCACUCAGUUUAGUUUAUUUGGUCUUCAGACGAUGAACAUCAGAUACAAUAUAGUGUUAAGACAACCAUAGGAAAGAAACACAGCAUGAAUGCACACAUACUGUGCCUUUAAAAUAAGAGUAUAACAAAAUCCACGAGCAAUCAAAAGUAGUUUAAAAAUGCAGACAUCUUUAACUCUGAAAUCAUCUAGCUGUGGUCUAGUUUUAAUGGCUACAGUCAGGGACUUUGCUAUAUUUUCAUUAAUUUUGGGGUUAGUGCCUGUCAUUAAAAUUGAAACAUAAAAUUCAUCUGAGUUCCCCAAGUGUAAGGAAAGUACUGGGGAGAUAGAGUAGGAGUUUAUAUUCUUAUAAACAUUACAGUAUAGAAGAGCAUUGGCCAAUGUUUCAGCUGAGCCACUUUCACAAGGACAAACUAUUAAAUGCCAGGGCAGCAUGAUAAAUCAACUUUUCGUAACUGCUUAUGGUAAAACAAUGGAUUUUUCAUUUCUUAUAUAUUGUAUUGAAUUACAACUUGAAUUCCAAAGAAUUCAAAUUCUUUGCAAUAAAAUACAACAUAAAAUAUAAAAAAGCUAAAAAUACAAUUUAAAUGUAUAUGAAUUUAAAUGUGAUGGAUAUGCCAUGUCCUGUCUUCAACCACAAAUUAAUAUACCAUAGUUUUCGCUCUGUAAGACGCAUCAGACCACAAGAUGCACCUAGUUUUUGGAGGAGGAAAACAAGAAAAAAAAAUUCUGAAUCUCAGAAGCCAGAACAGCAAGAGGGAUCGCUGCACAGUGAAAGCAGCAAUCCCUCUUGCUGUUCUGGCUUCUGGGAUAGCUGCGCAGCCUGCAUUUGCUCCAUAAGACGCACACACAUUUCCCCUUACUUUUUAGGAGGGAAAAAGUGAGUCUUAUAGAGCAAAAAAUACGGUACACGUCAUUGACCACUGAAUGAAACUGGUUGGUCACUGCUGGUCUUCAGAUCAGUUUGCAAACCCCUGUGUAGAUCAAGGUACAGUAGUGUGCAAACCCUUUUUGCCAGAGCUAAUGAAUUUUGCAAGUUAAUAGCUAGAAAUUUAAUGUAGUUGUUUCUUUUUCUAACCCAGGUGUCAGAAAAUGGGAUAGUGAGUAGCCAAUGGUAUGAAGUUUGUUAUCAACAAAUUUUAGCCAAGAGCAAGCAAAAUUAGUAAGCAAAGCCAGGGAUAGGUAACUCAUAUGGGUUGAAGUGUAUGGAGGGAGUGGGGGAUGGUAACAUUUCCAAUUUCAUAAAGCUUCCUUUGUUGGAAGUUUCUCACAUCCCAUGAAUGACUAGGUUGGUGUGACUAUUUACAAGACUGCAUUUAAUUAUUGUUAACUAUCUUAGGCAAGCUAAAGUUCAUAUGUGAAAGUAGAUAAACAGGACUUGAGCUGCCAAGUGUUGCAAAAUUAUGCUCCCUAGGAGUACCUGUUAGACUCCCAACUCCUUUCAGCCUUUGCCUAUAUGGCCAGUGAUCAGGAAUGAAGAGAGAGUUGUAAUCUGAAACAUUUGGUGGACAUCAUUUUGGGGACGCAUGCAGCACACAGUGUAGUUUAAACUUGCUUGAUUUCUUUGGCAGUGUAAACAUUAUUGCUACAAAAACAAUAGACCAAAGCUUCAUGCAUGAGGACAUCUCUCCUGUGUGCAUAAUAAUGUCUUUGGGUUCUGAUUUUUAACUACAGUAUCAUUAUUUGACAAGGUUUCUUAGAAGAAAAUUAUCCAACUUGAAUGCAAAACCUGUAUUGUCUUAUAUUAUUUAUUGAGCUUAUAAACCACCCUUCCUCCAAAGGAAUCCCAGGGUGUUUUACAACAGCAAAUUAAAACAAUAGGACAACAUAUGCAACAAAAAUUCAGUAGCAGACAUGAUACUCUAAAACUUUGCAGACUCUAAAUUAGUGAAAAAUUGUAUUUCAGUUGAUUCUGGAAAUCCAUGAAAAUUGAGGCUAACCAUACCUCCUAGGAGGAAGGAAUUCUGUAGAUGGAGCACUGUUACAGAGAUGACCCUGUCCUGUGUCAUAGCACAUUGAUCUAUCCCCAAUUAAGGGCACAACAAGAAGGGCCACCUCUGCCAAUCUCGGAGGAUAUCUGUAAUUUCAUUUUAGAAACUGAAAGUUUGGAUCACAUCGAGAUAUCACACUGCUUUUUGGACAAUAUUGGGAAUAGCUCAGUCGGUAGAGCAUGUGAUUCUUAAUCUCAGGAUCGUGGGUUCACAUUGGGCAAAAUAUUCCCGCACUGAAGGGGGGUUGGGCUAGAUGAUCCCUGGGGUUUCUUCCAACUCCAUGCUUCUUAGGUCCCAUGGUAGCAUGUAAAACUUCACAUAAUCAAUAAAUAACAGUAGUGACCAUGUGGUUGAUGGGGGCAAACAAGGUAAAGGGUGUGGUUUUUUUUGGUUACUUUCACAUCGCUUCAGAUACUUUUGUAUUUGAUGCAGUGUAACUUUUCUCUUACCGUGAACAUUUUUUUGAACUGAACUGUUGAACAGCUUUCAUUAUCAAAUUGUUGGUUUCUGAUAAUGAGCAUAUGCUUUUUAAAUGUAGUUUUUUAAAACUUAAAAUGCUGCCAAUUUGCUGCUAGUGAAGCAUCAGUGCAGUUCUUCUGAAUUGAAGGCUGUGCAUGUGGGGAAUGUAUUUAUAAUCUGUCAGUCUGUUUUAUCAGCCACAUUAUUUCAAGGGAAUGUGUGAAAGGCAUGUCACAUUUUGUGCUUUUUUGCACUAGAGGAUUUCCUUGCACAUAAAUGAGCCUCAAGUGAUAGAUGCUUUGAAAAUGCGAACAGCCCCUAUGCUUUUGCUGCUGUUUCAGAGCUGGUUGCUGUACCAAACACUAUUGAAAAUUUGUUGUGUGGAAUUUUUCAUUUUGGCUCUUAAUUCUUAAUGAGGAAAUAAGAGCAUUGUAACAAGUUGUUCUGAUUCACACAGCUUUCUUUAAGUAUAAAGGCAUUUUCACAAUCUUUGAAUGAAGUUCUUGUUUGUACCGGAAAUAAAACUGCAUGCCUGGACAUGUCAGUGAGUUGAAGCUCUACCUAAUUUUAUGUUCCUUGUAGUUGCACAUAUUGUGUCUGGUGUGAAUUAUAGAGCAGCAUGUGACAAAACACGAAGCAAUCAGAGCACCUCUCGUGUAUGCUAAUUUACUUGCAUGCUAAUUCAUACUCUUUCAUUCUCCUGCACUUAUUUGACUCUAAGAAUGAACAUGAACAACUUGUCUAUCUUGUAUCUGUUUACUUCUGUUGGUUUUUUUUAACUACUGUUUUUUAACUACCAUGUUGGACUUUCAAUGUACUUUUCAAUGCUUGCAUAUCCAGAUGGGUCAAAAUUAACUGCCAAUGGUGGGUAUUUGUCAAUUUUACGUUUACUUAUGCUGCCCAGAUACUGUUGAGUGCAGUUAGGAGUUCAGAUAUUGUGAGAAGACACCUUAAUAGUGUUGUUUUGCCAUUUUUUGAAUUGACUGGCAAGUUUCCUUCUGCAGGUUCUAGCAUGGAGCUGGCCAUACAUUUCAAGUUGUAUUUGACAAAAUUAUCCUGUUUGAGCAGCAGAACUUCCUUUCUCCAUGUGCCCCCCCAGAUCUUAUUUGGAGGGGGAGGACCAGGAUAUAUUGGGUGGAUGAAAGGGAGGAGUUCUGUUGUGCAAGUGGAAAUUGUUGUGGCAAAAGUACAACUUCAUUGGAUACAGGCCUUAGUGGUUUUCCUUACUUAUUUAACACUUCCUUUUCCAGUAAAAACUCAAAAAUAAAAUGAAGCACAUAAUAAUAAUUUUCAGUGCAUUUUACAAGAAAAGUUUCUAAGGAACUUUUAAACAUUAAAAGUUCAAAGAUGCCCUAAAUGUUUUUAAAAUACAAAAUAUUGAGAGUGUUUAUCAACUGACAAGACAAUAACAAUGAAAAAUAUUCUUCCCUAUCCUAUUUAAAGAUUAAAAGAAACCCUACUAAAAUCAAUUUGCCUUAAUUCCUAGUACUGCUUAAGUUGAGGUACUAUUCUUCCUUAUAUGCACAGAACCCAUGCAUGUGCAUGCAGUACAACAGGCCAUCUUGUGAUCUGGGAAGUCUGUGCAUGCUUCCUAUGUGCACUCAGAGGUUCUCCUACAAUCAGGUAGUAUAUAAAUUUAGUUAAAAAGAAAUCCCCAUUUUGCCUUUUUCUUCUCAGCCUUGUUACAUUAUAAUUAUUAUGUUUUAGUAGCUGUUGUUAUUUAUAAACUACCCUUCAAACAAGGAUCGCAGGAUAGUUUACAGUAUAAAAACACAAAAUAUGUAACAUAGUAGCAAACAGAGCAAUAACACACAUGGAUAACACACACACACACACACACACACACACACACAGAGUUUAAAAGGCCAUCAAUUGUUUAAUUAGCCAAAAACCUGGGAGAAGAGGAAUGCUUUUUCUUGGCACCUAACAAUAAUAGCUUGGAGUACACAUUAUCAUCAUUAUCAUUUACUUGCCCUUCACCUUAACGUUCCAAGGUGGGUUGCAACAAUUCAAACACAAUAUUGAAAGACAGUUCAAACAACUUAAACCUGAUCAUGCGGAAUAAGAGGAUUGUAUAGGGAUGGGGGAAGCAUGCACAGAUGUUUCAUUGUCUGGUCUUACAUGCUAGGAGGGGUGUGUGUGGAAUAGAGCUCUUUUAAGCCCAGUGGGGAUCCUUCCACACAUGGGCAGAGAUUAUCAUUAAUUAUCACUCUAGAUACUUACUUUACAGCAUUUUGUUUGCUCUUAUCCUUCCAUUGGGUCUGUUUAUGCGUUUUAUGAAAGCUUUAAUCAAUUGCAGUAAUUCAUAAUUAGGUGUAAGAGAAAUUACCACAAAACAUAUGCAUAUUACUGAAAAAAUUAGUAGUAGUAAUAGUACUAUCCAAAGCUCAUGGAUUUGGUUCCAUUUGAAAUGAUCCCACAUGCUGCAAACACUAUCUAAUCAGUGUCUGUAUGUCUGUGUUCCUGACUACUCUUUGUUCCAGAAAUCACAGUUGCACUCUGAUGUUUUCAGCAGCUAGUGUUAAUUUUUAAUCUGACCCCCCAAAAUAUGUGGUUUUCUCAGAUAAUGUAUGGUAGUCGCAGGUGGCACUGUGGUGUAAACCACUGAGCCUUGGGCUUGCCGAUCAAAAGGUAGGCGGUUUGAAUCCCCACGAUGAGGUGAGCUCCCAUUGCUCAGUCCCAGCUCCUGCCAACCUAGCAGUUUGAAAGCACGCCAAAAGUAGAUUAAUAGGUACUGCUCCGGCGGGAAGGUAAACAGCGUUUCCAUGCGCUGCUCUGGUUGCGGUGUUACGUUGCGCCAGAAGCUGCUUAGUCAUGCUGGCCACAUGACCCGGAAAAAAUGUCUGCGGACAAACGCCGGGUCCCUCGGCCUGUAAAGCAACAUGAGUGCUCCAACACCAGAGUCGUUCACAACUGGACUUAACUGUCAGGGGUCCCUUUACCUUUACCUAGCUGGUAUUGAAGGGAUUGUAGAAGCUCAUUCAUACCUGUAAACUGCUUAUCCAAAAUAAUUGGUAUUAAUAAAAAUUGUCUUAAAGGUAAAGGUAAAGGUACCCCUGCCCUUACGGGCCAGUCGUGUCCGAAUCUAGGGUUGUGCGCUCAUCUCACUUAAGAGGCCGGUGGCCAGUGCUGUCCGGAGACACUUCUGGGUCACGUGGCCAGCGUGACGAAGCUGCUCUGGCGAGCCAGCACCAGCGCAGCACAGGGAAACGCCGUUUACCUUCCUGCUAUAAAGCGGUACCUAUUUAUCCACUUGCACUUAAGGGUGCUUUCGAACUGCUAGGUGGGCUGGAGCUGGGACCGAAAGACGGGAGCUCACCCUGCCGCGGGGAUUCGAACCGCCAACCAUGCGAUCGGCAAGCCCUAGGCGCUGAGGUUUUAGCCACAGCGCCACCUGCGUCCCCCAAAGUUGUCUUAGCCCAGUCUAUUAAAAAUGAUAAUUUAGAUAGUCCUUGGUAAUUUGCUUCAGUUUCUUCAGUCUCUGAACAAGGAGGCUUGUAUUAAUGGAGUGUGUCCCAGAAAUGUGAAUGCUGUAUUUGGAAAGUUAGUUCUUCCCUGUUGUCAUAGAUUUCAUGCAUGUGCACAACAUGUGAAACAGUAAUUUACCGGUAAUUUGGACAACAUAUUUGGUGACCAAUCUUGCAGGCUUUUAUUUCCAAUCAAAUAAAGUAAUAUCCCUUAAGCCAGUGAACUCUCAGUAACUUCAUUAAUCUAUUCUUUGUCAGGUGAUUUGCAGCCUAAUUAAGGUGCUACUUAGAAAUAGUGGCCACUUCUGUCACAGUGGUUUCCCCACUUGCCCCAAUACUUCAGAAGCAGAGAACACUGGGGCUCAGAGAUGAAACAUCACAGUAUUGUUUGAGAAAUGAGGAAUUUACCAUGUUCACUAAUAGCACCAUCACUUUAAGCACAAACAAUGAUGAAAGUGACUGUUUGGCAACGUAAGAGGGAGUGACUGAAGAGAAUGUUUAAUCAGUUUUGUCAUCUAGGGGACUAAAUACAGUGGUGCCUCACAAGACGAAUGCCUCACAAGACAAAAAACUCGCUAGACGAAAGGGUUUUUUGUUUUUUGAGCUGCUUCGCAAGACGAUUUUCCCUAUGGGCUUGCUUUGCAAGACGGAAACGUCUUGCAAGUUUGUUUCAUUUCUUAACACCGCUAGUACAGUUGCGACUUGACUUCGAGGAGCAACUCAUAGAACGCGGUGUGGUAGCCUUUUUUGAGGUUUUUAAAGACUUUGGUGAUUUUUGAAGCUUUUCCAAAACUUUCCCGACACCGUGCUUCGCAAGACGAAAAAAAUCGCAAGAUGACAAAACUCGCGGAACGAAUUAAUUUCGUCUUGCGAGGCACCACUGUACUUCUGUUCAAGAAUCUUUCACUGGCAACAAAGAGACAAUUCAAGUUAAAAAAGAAUGAAAUUUGAAGAAGCUGGCUCAGAUAAGAGAAUGCAGAAUAUCAUCUGCUGCCACAUUUUUUUUAAAAAAAUAAAAUGACCAGCAUGUGCAAAUUCUAUCUGAGUGGCAUCUCAACAUCUACAAGAACAUAUAGGGAGAUCACAAUUUAACUUGUUUGCUUUAAAAUGAUUGUAAAAUGACUUCUUAAGGUGGUUUAGAAGUCUGUCAAUUAGUGGGAAUGUGUUGGAAUGAGAUGAUGUAAAAAUCUUAAAGCUUAUCUAAAGAUAUAAUAAGCUCCUUAAGACUUGAUGAAGGCAAAUGGGGUGGAUUCUCCCCCCCCCCAUCAGUGUCUAAAAGACAGUUGAGGGUUGUUACAAAACUGAAGAGACAUUGAGGAUUCAAUCUGAGUAAAAAGGCUUGAUUGCUAGAGUAUUGGGGAUCUUGUGAUAAACUAUCCAAAGCUGUCAAUAUAAGGGAGGAGGUAAUGGAGCCUUUGUUGUGGCUGUACUUCUGUCUCUUGCUAUUCUACAGAUUUCCUUUGGCAUAUUUAUUUUACUUGCACACAGCAAUCCGUAAUGCUGAAAUGAAUAGGAAGCCCUCCUUCGCACAGGAACCUCUGCACAUCAUAGCACCAAUGUAAUUUUUAAAAUCAGGAUGAAUGAGAAUCUAAUCUUUGGAAUAGAUGGAAAUGAAAGCAGUUACUUGAUAAAUGAGACUCAGUUCCCUUUUUCUAGGAUGAAUGAAUUACUACUAAUUAUGGUGCCAGCCCAAUAUUGUUAUAAGUGGGAAAUAUGUCGAGCUUUUUUUAAAGAUGUAAUUAUUAUACAUCCUCUAAAUGGGGCUCCAGGGGCUCUUAUGUAAAGAGGCAGAUUGCUACAGCUAAAGAUUCUUCCAGACCGCUCACUGGAUCACUGCUUUCUUUUAAUGCUGUAUGUAAAACUAUUUACACAAUAUGUUGUGUAAAGAAUAUAAUACCACAAAUUAUACUAGCUAAGGUACUUUGAAAUCCUGAAUUCACAAAAGGUGGUCAGUAGUCACUGCCAUAUAAUCCAACUUAACUGUUGCCUGCCACUCUCAUAGACACCCACCAAAAGGUGAGAGACCCCUGACUCCCAAUUCUGCAUGGAUCACAGUGAAGCCUGUGGUGAGAGGGGGGUUGUCUCUCACUUCAAAGUAAACUUUAAGGAAAGGCAGAGCAUGCAUGCUUGCGGGUUUCCAAUCUUUGCUGAUUGCUGGUACAAGUCACUCUCACUUUGAGUGAUGACAGAACAUGACAGCUACCAUGAAAAACCAAAUUUUGGGAAUCCCUGCUUACAAUACAAAGUAAACGUUCAACAGAUCAAAGUUUUAAAGAUAUAAAUACUCUAUACCUGCCUUGUAGAAGAAGCUGUGAUGCAACUCUCCUACCACUACUGAACAGGGAAAAUAUUUAUCUGCUAGUGAAGACAAAAUUACCUCCCCGCCCCCCCAAAACACCUUUAAUGUGGGGCGCCCACCUUAUUCCGGUAUGAGAUUAUGAUGAUUUCAUCACCCCCACAAAAUAGCCACAGAUCUUACUGUAGUGAUGAACAGAUCUCUGGCAAAUACAUCUACAAAAAUACGAUCUUGGUGGUAAAUAGCUCUUUAGACAAAUUGUACAUAUUUUUUAUCAGAAUAAAUUAAAGAGGAAAAAAUAAAAAGUUAGAAAUGGAUCUAGUGGCACAAUUGCAAAGUAUCAGCAUUCAGAAAGUUCAAAUAAGGUAGGGAAUAAAUACACUGGUACCUCAGGUUAAGAACUUAAUUUGUUCUGGAGGUCCAUACUUAACCUGAAACUGUUCUUAACCUGAGGUACCACUUUAGCUAAUGGGGCCUCCCACUGCUGCUGCCACGCCGCUGCUGCACGAUUUCUGUUCUUAUCCUGAAGCAAAGUUCUUAACCUGAGGUACUCUUUCUGGGUUAGCGGAGUCUGUAACCUGAAGCGUCUGUAACCUGAGGUACCACUGUACUAUUAAAUGUUGGAAUGAUAUGUGCUGAAAUAUGCUUGGCUUCUCUGCUACAUUAUUUUCAUUUUUCUUCCAUGGAACUUGAGGAUUACCAGGCAGUCUUCCAUUCAUGCAUUGACAAAACCAGAUAUGCUUAGCUGCUUCAUCACUUGCCUUCUGACUAUGCCCAGAAACACUAAAAUUAGUUCUCUGUUGGUGUUCAUUUAGAUCUGGAUGGGUGGUUCACAGCAGUUCUUGCUUCAUGCUUCCAGGGUUCUGUGGUGUUGAUUAUAGUUUGGUAGUACUUAAUGUCUUUUGAUGUAUAUUUCAGCUUUUAGGGAAAAACAGUUAGAAAAAUGAGAAAUAAUAAAAAAGUUGGCAGACAUUUUAAAUUGCUUGAACAUCAUGGGUAGCUAAUAUUGAAAAUACGGGAAAUUAAUACAGACUUGCUCAAAGACUGCCACAGUUACUCUGUAGCAAAAUCAUUAGUCUUUUACCCAUCAUUCACAUCCCACAUCUAAACUUGACUAUUCAUCUAUAUAUGCUCUAUAUAUCUAUACAGUGGUACCUCGGGUUAAGUACUCGAUUCAUUCCGGAGGUCUGUACUUAACCUGAAACUGUUCUUAACCUGAAGCACCACUUUAGCUAAUGGGACCUCCUGCUGCCGCUGUGCCGCCUGAGCAUGAUUUCUGUUCUCAUCCUGAAGCAAAGUUCUUAACCUGAAGCACUAUUUCUGGGUUAGCGGAGUCUGUAACCUGAAGCGUAUGUAACCCUGGUUAAGUACCACUGUAUAUGCUCUUCUUCACCGUAGUAUGAACUGUAUUAUGCAUAGGCUUUUCCCUGAAUCUUCUCACUUAUCACAUUAACUUUGACCAUGAAAGCCAUUGCAUUCUUCAGUGUAAAAAUAUAUAAUAGAAGAUAACUAAAGAAGAAAUUAAUGUAAAGCUUUUUAGGUUAUUUUCAGGAUUACAAAGAGCAGAUCUGCUGUACUGACAUGAGGCUGAAAAAUAUUAGUUAUCUGGAAAAUUAGCAUUGUCAAUGACAAAUGGCAAGAUCUAACCAAGUGAAAGAAGCUUCCCAACUUUUCAUCUUAGUAACUUGUAAGGAUAGCAGUAGGGCUUUCCCCAUAAGAUAAAAGGCAAAUAAUAAGAACUUUUCAGUCUGUAAAAUUUAAAUGAAAAACUUAGAAGCAUCAACAGCUUGGAAGCAGGGGGUAUGCCCACAUCCUCUCCUACUGCCACCUCGUUACCCCAGUUGCCUAAAGAAUAGGAGAAUAGCAGGAUGACAAGGCUCAUUGUAUGUGCAGUGAAACUUUGAAUUUUCUAUAUGCAUAGGAUAGCAUCAUGCAUUAUGCAUGAUCUGGCCAAACUUGGGGAUAACUCUGAAAAGCAAGUGUGGUACACAAAGAAUUUGUGCUAAUUGUUUUUGCAUUAAAAUAUAGCCCUUGGUUGCUGAAUAAGCUACUGUACUGUUUUCCGUGCAUUCCUCUGAGAGGUUGGUUGCAGCAUUGUUGUGAUGAAGCCAUGGUAACAAGAAGAAUGAAAAUGUCAGUAGGCAGAAUCAAGUUAAGGGUGAAAGUGGCCAGCAAGGAAAACAGUCUCUCAAUCAAACUGAUAAAACCGCUAAGCUGGUUUAAGCUCAUGCUGGCGCUGACAAUAGCUAAAAGUUUACUAUCUUCUAAUCGGUUUUUGUAGAUGUUAGUGUUUUGAGACAAGCUGGAUUACUUUUGAUGCCUUCUAAAAAUGCAUGUUCUAAAAAUAUUGCUGCUUUCUUGUAGUUGAGUCUUGUGCUGCAGAAAAUUCAGAAGUUUGCAAGAUCACGUGCCCUUGCACAAGUGCACCACAGGUGUUGGUGCAGCCCCAGUAGAACACACCACCAAGGCUUUUGCAUAGGUGCAGCAACCUGGUUCGGUUCACAUGUGGACAAAAUGUGGGUAGACUACCUCUUUCCUUGUGGGACUGCAAGUAUGCUGCCAAACACAACUGCCAGCUGCUCAAACCAGGCAUUUAUUUUAGCUUUGAAGAGGCUGGAAUAUCCUCCUUCCUACUAGUUGCAGAGACUUAGGAGCCUUUUGAUACUCAAACUGCAAGGGAAAAAUCACUAGGCAUGUACUUGCCCCAACACUACCCUUUCCCUUACAGCCUGAAGGAGAUAGAGCAAGGAUGGGGAACUUCUGGUCCACAAGAUUGGCAGGUGAGUAUGGUUCUGGGGAACAAUCAGCUGUCAUCACGGAACUGUGAUGGGUGCUGUUUCGCCAACACAAAAACUUAGAACAUAUGUAGGGGGUUGCUGGUAGAGGGAGUCUUCCCGGACUCCAAAGCUUGAGCCUUAUAAGUAUAGCACAGGAUAACCACAUGGGGGAAUGGCAAGUCAUACUACCUGUUGGAUAGAUUGCCUGGAUUAAGUAAUUCAUCAGAAUUCACCCAAAGUGGGUCUAACCUCUGGCAUGAAUGGCAUUCGGUAGGUAUGCUUCACUAUGCCACAGAUCUCCAGAACAGAUACAGCCAGAAAAAUUAAUAUUGGGUUGGUUCACAACAUCUGAUAGAAGUUAAAAAUAACCGUCUUGAUUGCUCAUCUGCUUAGCUCUGAAAAAGGUUCAGUUCUGACUCAUGCUUUAGAAAUUAAAUGUCUCAUUUUGUGUGUGAAUAAAUUACAUGCAAGGUAAAUAUGCAGGUUUGUACAUGUUGAAUUACAAGUAUAUAUGAAAUUGCUUUUCAGCAUUAAAAACCUAAGGCAGGUAACUAAUGGGGUCAUAAAGAGUCAGAAACGACUAAACAACAACAGCAACAACAAAGUGUCAAUGGGCAAGAUAUGAACAAAAAACCUUUUAAAAAAUACUUCUGUUCCUAAGUGUUUCCUGCAACUGGAUAGCACUUUUCUUUUUUUCUUUUUUUGCAUGAUGAAAGACCAAAUUAAGUUAAACUGCCUAGUUUGCCUUCAAAAUAGGAAACCCUCCUAAUUGCUUCCUACUAGAUAAACAUGCUAACAAAAGUCUUGCUUGACUACCCACUGCAGAGUGGACACUAUUGAAUUUUCAGUUUUUAUUGCCUUUUAGCUUCUUUAACAUAAGGUUUUUGGUUAAUAUAUUGUACUAUGAGGGUGGCAAUAUCUUUAAUAGGUUCCUUUUUCUGUACUUUUACGAGAAAUAGCUUUGCUAAACAUGAGACUUGAGCUAAAUUUUGAAUGUUGUGAUUUCCAUGGCAAAAUCUGCAUAUUUCUUCAGAGUGUUAAGCAAAUCACAUGAAAAUUAAAAACAAAACAAAAACAUUUUCUUAUCUUUAUCUAGGUCUUGGACUCACAGCUCAGACUCACAGCUCAGGUGCAAAAGUCUCUGAAGUGUGGUUUCUAGGGUUCUUGGAAGCUGUACAUUCCCUGACGUAGCUAUUGGGACACAGCUCAAGGAAAAAACAUCUGCGAUACUUUACAGAGCCCUUAGAAUUAACAUGGUUUCGUAGUUUAGUUUACUAAUACAGGACAUGAAAUCUGAUUGCAAUAGAAUUAAGGAACCAGAAAUAAUUUCCAAUUCAAAAUUUUCCAGAAAGCUCACAUCACAGCUUGCGUUCCUUCUAGUCCAUGUGACCACCUAAUGCUCAGAACUUGGAUGAGAAAGACAAAAAUUUGAGGGCAGAGUCAAAAGUACAUAGAAAAGUUUAGGGGCUUUUUGACAAAAGCAAAACUUAAAGCUGUUUCAUCUUUGAAGAACCUCCAAUUUCUAUUUUAAAAAUGACAUUCUUUUUAAACUUGGGUGAUGGCAGGAAGGUAACAGGCAGGUAGUAUUUAUCAUUGGAUAUAUGAUGUAUGAAUAUGUAUGUGUACAAUGCAAAACUGCUUCCGUAUUGGUCUGUGCAUUAAAAGUUCUGCAAUAGGUAUGACUAACCUGUGGCCCUGCAGAUGUUGGACUUCAGUUCCCACCACCUGUGUAGCAUUGGCCAUACUUGCUAGGGCUUGUGGGAGUUGGAGGAUCACAGGUUUUCAAAUCAUGUUCUAAAACAUUUGCAUCUUACCCUUGAAUGAGUCAACUAACUUUUUCUCGGAGAAGACCCAUUGAUAUUACUAGAUCUAGGUUAGCCGUGGUCAUUAAUUUAAACGGUUCUAUUCUGAGUAAAAGCUAGCUGGACACAACCUCUUGUUUUUAUCUGGCCUUCAUUGUCUUUUAUCUCUUCUUAGCCAUAGAGUGAACAGGUGUCAGGUGCCUGCCCUUAUUAUGCAUCUCAGGUGCUCACUUCUGUGUAUGAUUCAGACACACCAAGUGACAGUGAGCAGCAGAGGUGGAAAGAGAACCUCAAAGAACUCUUUGCCUGUGGGUUUGCCUGCUCAAGUGAAAGUGGAUGAACUACAUAAUAGGAGGAUAUACUUAAGUUGGGUGUUGGUGGGGAUAUGCUAGAUGGAAAGACCCUGGAAGUGAAUUGAGACACGGGUUCUGAUUUAGCCAUCCAUAGUGUAAAAGCUAGCCCUACCUACACAAGAAUAAAUGACUCAUAUCUGGUCAGGUGAUUUCCCCCCUCUCUUUGUAAGUACUGUAUGCUUUAGUUGGUUUAGUUGGCUUGAACGUGAUAAAAUGGAGACAAUAAACCUAUGUUUUCUCAUAUGUUAGAGAAUAUGCUUUGUACUGGGCUAGCAGGCACGAUUAUUUGAGGAUACUUGCAUGCAUUAUGGUUGAAAGUCAACAGAAAUCUAAUUUGGGCUGCUCCAGGCACAGGGAAGUAGAUUUUCUGUGACAUAAUUCUACAACUGGUGUCUAGAUUAGCUGCCAGUUGCAAGUGUGAUACUGGAGAUUUAUAUCCCUUAUGAGAAUUCAAAGUGGUUUUCAGUGAGAGAAUACAUUAAUCCCUCGUUCAACCCUUCUUUCCGCUGAGAGUAAGGACAGUCAUGCCCCUCUGCAUACCAACUGGUCUUCAGCUGGAUAAAAUUCAUGCAUCACUGGAACAACAAAGGAGCUGCUUCUCUGAACCUGCUCCUAAACUACUCUGGUAAUGCCUGAAUGGAGGAACCACAUGAAAGGUCAAACAACUUUGUGUAUUGUCAUUUGAAUAUCUGGAGUAAACCAAGCUUGACUGGGGGGAAAUGAGUGGUGGACAAGAGUUUUAUUAGAAAGCAGAAAGUGCCCUUUGACUUGUAUCCCCCUCUCUGUGCGCUGGAUGAUGAAUGCUUCUGCUGUUCAGGAUUGAGGCAUCCCUGCUUUCAAGUCUUAUUUGAGCCUUGUUUUCAUCUGAUGUUUGACCUUAUUUCUCUUAGUAAAGGGUAGUGUUAUUAAAUUUUGCUAUCACUUGCAUCUUCAUGUAAUAGUUCUGGUUUUGGGGGCUUAAUGACGAAACCUGCCCUGUUUGUCAGUGAUUUAAAUUUGGUAUUAUGGCUCAGAGGUAUAACAGAAAAUACUUUUUAUUUAAUCACUGCUUGGAAGGCAGCUAUACUUACCACUAUACCCAGGUUCAGAUCUAACAAUCCAUAGUUUAGAACCUAGCCCUACCUACACAGGAUUGAAUAAAUGGCUCAGAUACCUGGUCAUGUGAUUUUCUCUCUCUUUCUCUCUCUGUUUGUCUUGUUUUGCCUGCAGGUAUUUUUAAAGCUAACUGUGCUGUGCAUGCUUUAUUGCUUUAAUAUAAAUAUGGUUAGCAUGUGGUUCUUUUGUGUGCUGUUAAGCAAGCUGUGCGUGUUUCUUUUUUAGGAUCCAGUGGUCGCAGUUCAAAGGCUAUUUUAUUUUCAAAUUGGAGAAAGUGAUGGAUGACUUCAGAACUUCUGCUCCUGAGCCAAGAGGCCCUCCUAACCCCAACGUGGAGUAUAUUCCCUUUGAGGAGAUGAAAGAACGUAUUCUGAAAAUAGUCACUGGCUUUAAUGGGUAUGCAAUCUUAGAUCAAACCUCACUUGUUGUUCAGACCGCAUGAUUUAUUAUCAAAUUUAGACAUUCUGUUUCUGUCUUUCAUAUUGUAGUAAUUUUCUGCCAUAUGUUCGGCAAAAUGAAUAAUUUCUAUAAAUAAAUGUUUCUUGGCAAAGUUCAAACCAUUGUGGUAAGCUUUCUGAAUUGUCCUCAUGCAAAAAUCACUUGCUUACAUUCUUUCAGUUCAUAUCAGGCUCUUCAAAGGUUGCGCCUUCUAAUUUGCAUGAUAGCUUUUAAAUAACUUACUAGAUGACUAAGUUCCAUGUGAACCUGCAGUGAGGACAGAAUAGGAAUCAAAACUACUAAUUCUUCUAGUUAGUGUUGCAGGUCAGAAAGCUAUGUGUUCUUUUCUACUACAGUGGUACCUCAGGUUAAGUACUUAAUUCGUUCCGGAGGUCCGUUCUUAACCUGAAACUGUUCUUAACCUGAAGCACCACUUUAGCUAAUGGGGUCUCCUGUUGCUGCUGCGCCGCUGGAACCUGAUUUCUGUUCUCAUCCUGAAGCAAAGUUCUUAACCUGAAGCACUAUUUCUGCGUUAGCGGAGUCUGUAACCUGAAGCGUAUGUAACCCGAGGUACCACUGUACCAGCUCAAACUAUGAACCUAGCUUCUGAAAUUCAUUUGGCUUUAGUUCAUAGGAACAAAUGCAGGAAGCUACAUAAUACUGAGUCAGUCAAGCUCAGUGUGGUCUGUGCUGACUGGUAGUGACUUUCAGACUGGGGAACUUCACAGUCAUAGAAUCAUAGAAUUGUAGAGCUGUAAAGGACCCUGAGGAUCCUUUACUGAGUCCAACCCCCUGCAAUGCAGGAAUAUGAAGCUGCCCCCUAUGGGGAUCAAACUUGCAACUUUGGUAUUAUCAGCACCAUACUGCAGAUUGAACCUGGGACCUUUGAUAUGCAAAGUGGGUGCUCUGCCAGUGAGCUACUGCUCUUUUAAUCAUUUUGUGCCUGUUUUUAAGGCUUGCAUGUUCAGGUACAGUGGGCUUGUGCAGACAGAACGCUGACUUCAUGUUAAGUGCGGUUAAGAAAUAAGGAGACAGCCUCUGGACUGCGAGUCUCUUGCCCUUAGCUGUGGUUAAGCACUUUUUGAUACUACUAGGCACAAUUAAGGUUAAACAGGAUGUCCUCUAACCUCCAACCUCAAACAAUGGGGUGAUAAUGGUCAGUCAGCCCCAGAGUAGACCUAUUGAAGUCGGUGAACUUGAGAUCUAUUGAAAUAAAUGGGCUUCUCUGGUUAAAUGAAACCCAGACUAAUGUUGGUAUCUAUGAGCAGCAUGGUUAAGGGGUGGGGGUGGAGAAUGUUUCCAAUACUGGCUCCAAAUUGUUAGUGCAGUUACAGUGGUACCUUGGUUGUCAAACUUAAUCUGUUCCGGGAGUCCGUUGACUUCCAAAAUUUUUGGAAACCAAAGCACAGCUUCUGAAUGGCUGCAGGAAGCUCCUGCAGCCAAUUAGAAGCCUGGGAAGCUGCGCCGGAUGUUUGGCUUCUGAAAAUGGUUUGAAAACUGGAACACUCACUUCUGGGUUUCGAUUGUUUGGGAGCCAAUUUGUUCGGAAACCAAGACAUUCGAGAUCCGAGGUACGACUGUAUCUUGGAGCCAGAGUUGUUGUCUCUGUACCAAUUAUUUGCAGCAAUAUAUUAAACAUCUCCUUGAAUAAUAUUUGUUUGCUUGAGGUGGUCAUAUGUUUGUGGCAGUUGAAGCCAAGUUAAAACUGAGCUUCACAACCUAUUCUCUGAUUUAGAAAUCCUGCAUCAGUAUUAAAUUUAUUCCACCAUACUAGCAUUGAAUUCUGUCCACCAAGAACACCAUCAUAUCCAAUUAACGUUGGUACUUCCUGGCUCAGCAAAUGCAAAUACCAAAAUAUUUUAUUGUAAAUUCUAACAGGUAUCCCACUGGCUUAGCUCAGUACUGGAAUUAUUAUCUGCCCUUAUUUAAUAGAAGAAUGGAUCUUAAGGCAUCCUAUAAUGCGCAAACUCAUAAAUGCAUGAGCCUUUUUAUUGUUGGACUGUCUUGCCAUAAGACAUGAAACAGUGGUUAAGAAAAACUUGUGUUAUUUUCGAAAGUAUUCUUUGAUCUUGAAAUUCAGAAAUUUUAACCAGCAGAGGGAAUAAGAUUCUAUAAAACAUAGCCUAGAAGAAUUAUAAAAUUCAGAGCAUUUGGAACUGUGCAGCUAACAGCGUAGGGUUUACAAUAAAUAUUAUAGGGCUAAGUUUUUCUAGUUUUUUCAUGAAAGGCGCUGACAUUCUUUUUGAAAUCCUUCCAGAAAGCUAAACUCAUAAAAAAUAAUAUUUACAUUAGGAUUUUGGGAGUUGUACUGUGCCACAUACCUUAAUAAUUGGACCCAAGUUAUUCAGUUCUUCUACAUUUGAGAUUUAUAUGGAGAGAGAGAGAAACAUGCUAUGAGUGAUUUGGUGUGGUAGGAUUUAGACAAAUGUAACAAUUUUUUCUUUUAUUCAGGCUGCAAAUAGCUGAUUGCCAAGUAAUUCUUUCUCCUCAGUUUUAAGCAAUAUGGCUUACACUUUCAAAGAACUACGACAUUCAGACUGUAGUCUGCUGACAUCUUAUGACACUUUAGGAGUCCAAAAGAAAUUAGCAGUUUUGAUAGACCCAAAUUCCAUUUUCCCUAUUAAACUUUGGAGGAAUUUUGUGCUGUCUUUAGAACUAAAGUGGUACCUUGGUUCUCGAACGGCCUAGUUGUUGAACAAAUCAGCUGCCGAGCGCCGCAAAUGCAGAAGUGAGUGUUUUAGUUUGCGAACAUUUUUCAGAUGUAGAACAUCCGAUGCAGCUUGCCCAGGAAGCUCCUGCAGCCAAUCGGAAGCCGCACCUUGGUUUUCGAACAGUUUCAGGAGUCGAACAGACUCCUGGAACUGAUUAAGUUUGAGAACCAAGGUACCACUGUAUUAACACCACUUGCAAUAUAAGAAAAUCGCGAAGAUUUUUGGGUCCAGUGAUUCUGCCCUGUGAUGUACCAUUCUCUUCAGGGUCUAAUAAUUUGAGAAUUGUGUUGGCACUAGUAUAUAAACCUUUGUCAUGUUCUUUUUUUAACCUGGCUUCAUCCAGCUCUCAUUACAUAUUAUUGUUGACCUUCUUUUUAAAAUGUUAAUCUCAAAGUUGAAAGGGGGGGCAUUCAAUUUCCGUUAGCGUCAUAUAGCAAGUUUUUUUGGCGUUUUAUGUGGUGGGGUUAUUAGGCUCAGAUAUGGGAUGCGGGUGGCGCUGUGGGUUAAACCACAGAGCCUAGGGCUCUGUGGAUCAGAAGGUUGGCGGUUGGAAUCCCUGCGACGGGGUGAGCCCCCGUUGCUCGGUCCCUGCUCCUGCCAACCUAGAAGUUCGAAAGCACAAAGUACAAGUAGAUAAAUAGGUACCGCUCUGGCGGGAAGAUAAACGACGUUUCUGUGCGCUGCUCUGGUUCGCCAGAAGCGGCUUAGUCAUGCUGGCCACAUGACCUGGAAUCUGUACACCGGCUCCCUCGGCCAAUAAAGUGAGAUGAGUGCCGCAACCCCAGAGUUUUCCGCAACUGGACCUAAUUAUCAGGGGUCCCUAUACCUUUACCUAUCUUUGUAAAUGUUUUUCAAAAACAAACAAACCAAAUACCUGUGUGGUGGAAGAGCUUGUUUGAAACCAGUAGUCCGUCCUUUGUAUCGUUCUUUAUGGUACCAUUUGUGCCUUGAAGUUUACACUGUUAGCUUAUUAUUAUUUGUUUUGUUUUUUAAAAAACCCUAAUGAAAACCCCAGGCUGCUUUUCACAUUUAUUUAGUGUGAGGUGUAUAUGAGAUUUUUAGGCCUUACCUUUUUCCCGCUAAGAUUUUGAACAAUCUUUCAGAAGAAACAGGUGAUGCGAACGUUAUCUAAUUUAUGAUGGAGGCACCAAAAUAAUGCUUACUGGUACAUAACUCCUGAUCAUGUGAAUCUUUUCUGAUUACCUUGAGCAUCCUGAGGAAUUCUGAAGUGAAUUCAUUGGCCAUCAAAUGAGUUUUGUGAUGCUACAGUGCCAUCUAUUGUCCAUAAAGCCUAGCACACUCCUAGAGGUACUAAAUGGGAAAGUGUUGAAUUCAUGUGUAGUUAACCACUCAGAUAAGUGCAAAGUGAUAUACAGUGGACAAAAUGAUCAGGGUUGUUCCUUCUCCAUUAAUUCAAAAUAAAAUUUAACUUGUUUGUAUUUUGUUCUAGUAUCCCCUUUACUAUUCAGCGACUCUGUGAACUUCUGACAGAUCCAAGGAGGAAUUACACAGGAACAGACAAAUUUCUCAGAGGAGUAGAAAAGGUAAUGUCGUCUUAUGGCCAAAAUUACAGUUGUACCAUUUAACAAAUAUCCUCAGGAUGGUUGUGUUAUGGUCAACAGUAAUUUUACCCCAAAUGAGUGGUUGCCUUUAGCCGUUGUUUAGAGUUUGGCAUUAUUUGCCUUCUACUUUUUGGUUCAUUCAUGUUCAAUAUUCUCAUGUACAAAGUGGUAUGGCGGAGGUAGCAUGGGACUCCCAGGAGCAAGCCAGCAAAAAAUGAUAACACUUCCUUAGCAAAAGCAAGAUCUGCUCCAGAGUGUCAGGCCUAAUGAGCACAGCAACUCAUCUCCAGCAGGUUUUGCCCCAUGAAGCAGUUGCUCAGACUGAAGGUCCCCACCUCCCCACAGUUGCCUUUCCCCUCCUCUCCAGAAUUUCUCCCAAGCAAUAUGAGACUGUGCCCCUGUGCAGCUAUCUUCUCUGCCCUCUUCAUGCCUCUCCUGGUUCUGGGAGACCAGCGGGGAGGGGAGCUUGUCACAGCAGGAGACACCCUCACCUCUGCCCCUUGACCUCCUUCCUCUCCUGUUUCAGCUUCUGAUUCUGAUCCUGGACUACUCCCUACCACAGACUGUUCCCGCUCACUAAGCCUUGUUACUUCCUCAGUUUCUGACACCUCCUCCCAGUCUUCUCCCUCUUUGUCGUCCCACCACCAAUCCCCUGUCUCUGAGCCUUCUUCACUUGGGGUUUCCCCAGCUGCUUCCUCUUCCCUGGGUGGGCCAGAACCACCAACCUUCUGGUUAGUAACCAGGUGCACUGGCCCAUUGUGCCAGUAGCGUGGGGUGGAAGAUGAAUGUUGCUUACAUGUUUGAAUAAACUAGCCAGAUUUUUGCCUGCAAGUUUCUAAUUUGAACUGCCUUCAUGGUUUGUAAAUUCUGUUUGACUUUCCAAUAUUACUGAAGACUUUCUCCUCAAUAGACUUUAUUUAAAAGAUGCUGUUCAGGACCUCACAUGGGGCUCUGGUGUUCAUUUCUGGAAGAAGUGUAUGUUGCAAAGGCACAAUUACUCCAUAGCAAAGAUGAAAGCCAGAAAUACUUUCCUUUGUCUAAAAAUCCUGGCCUCUUGUCUUUUUUUGUCUUACAGAAUGUCAUGGUCGUUAGUUGUGUAUAUCCAUCUUCAGAGUAAGUGUGACCUUGUUUUCUGUAGUUUGACUAUGCACUGCAUAAAGAAGUGCUUUCUUUGAUCUUCCCUGAAUCUUCCAGCAGUCAGCUUCAUGGGAUGUCCAUGGGUUCCAGUGUUGUGAGAGAUGGGGAGGAAACCUUUUCUCCACUUUUCUCCAUAUAAACUAUCAUGUUGCCUCUUACUCACCUUUUCUUAAAAAAGACCAAAAAGUCCCAAACGCUGCAAUCUUUCUUCAUAGGGGAGUUGCUCUACCCCUUUGUAAUUUUGGUUGCCCCUUUUCUGAACUUUUUCCAACUCCACAAUGCUCUUCUGGGGGGGGGGGGAGGUGGAGUUGAGGCAACCAGAACUUUAUACAGUAGUCCAAAUAUGGUCUCACCAUAGAUUGGUGUAAUGGUAUUAUGAUACUGGCAGUUUUGUUUUUAUUGCAAAUGGACGACUUGCCACAUGGAGCUGCUUGCAUAUUUGCAUGCGUUUCAUCUUUUGUCUUGUGGAGGGGAGCAUUUGGAGGCCCAAAAGCACAUAACUUGGAGAGGACAGACAUUCAAAAUGUAAAAAUACUGUUUGGCAAAUAAUUACACUGUUUUGAUAUGUGUGUGUUAACAUAAGGAAUGAAGAGAGUUCUGAAACACUGGAGGGUUUUUUUGUUCUUUUGUUUUUAAAAUCAUCUUGGUUAGAAGCAUUCCACAAGCAGUUUGCAAGACUUAACAACACUUUCAUUUAUUGUAGGAAAAACAAUUCCAAUAGUUUAAACAGGAUGAAUGGUGUGAUGUUUCCUGGAAACUCGCCGAGCUAUUCUGAGAGGUAAGAGAAAGUGCUUAAGGAAAACAAGUACUGUGAAAAAUAAAAUCUUCUGAUCUUUUUGAUCAGUCCUUUAUCCUGUCAUUCCAAGGUAACCUCUGUGAAGGACCAGGUUUAUUAAUUGCAAGGGCUAUUGGUGUCCUGUUCGUUUUACAGCUUAUUUAGAUUCUCUUAGAUUGAAAGAAAUGUAAAACUCCAAAAAAUGGUUUGACAUGUUGAAAAAAAUGAUGAAAAUUUAAAUGCAAUUAGACAAGAUGAGUCAGGGAGAAAAUUUUCAGAUUUCAGAAUAAGAAUAUAAAAGUUAAAAGAAUGGGAAGUGGUUUCAUCUAAUAAUACAGCAAUAUCUCUGUGAACGUCUGCCCCAUCUCAAGCGUCCAUUUCGGCGAACCCAGAAGUACUGGAACUUCCGGGUUUGCUACUCGUGCAUGCGCAGAAGCGCAAACCACUCUGCUCGACUUUGUCGAGCGUCCCUUUCGCCAAGUAUCCGGGGCUCCGGAAUGGAUCCUGGGCUCAAAACAAGGUACCACUGUAGUAUGUUUGGCACUCCAGACAUUUUCUAAAACAUUUCCAUUGUUUCCUGAAAUUAAGAGAUCCAUGCUGCAAUCUAUACUUGCUCAUUAGGUGGAAGUCCCAUGCAAUGCAAUGGAACUUACUUCUGAAUAGCUGUACUUAAGAUUAUGCUUUUAGAUUCUCCCUGCUUCAUUAUGUGAUCAUAUUCAAAACAGUCCAAAUACAAGCAUGUAGCUAUCUUUCUGUCAAAAAUAGUAUGAAGCAAAAGAACCUCCUUGUCUUGAACCACAGAUCCAACAUGUCUUGGGAUUCAGUAGCAAUUUGUUUACUAAGAUGUAAAAUUUUCCUGCUUUUGCAGAUCCAAUAUAAAUGGUCCUGGAACACCCCGACCCAUCAAUCGACCAAAUGUUUCUUUGUCACCUCCAAUGACAACGAACGGUUUACCAGACAGCCCAGAAAAUAAAGAGUCAGGUCUCCCACAAGCAGAAGAGAAAAUUAGCAGGUUUGUAAGAGGAGUAUUUGGUUGGUUUUUGUGUUUCCCAUAGACAGGUCUAUAACUUUCAAUCCACCUUCCAUCAGUCAAGCUGUAUGUUUGCUUUCUUUUGAGCUCUUGACAUGCUUGUGCUCUGAACUGGAUAUUUCUAUGUACUCUGUAUACACGCAAAGAUUUCUUGUGGACAUGGGCUAUCCCUAAAGUUGAACCUGUUCCGUAAAUCACUAGAUCAGGUACCAUGAACAUCAGUACGGCUACUAGAUUACAUCUGAGGAUAGUGAGGAAAUUUAUAAAGUGUUAACUGAAGAACUAAUAACCUUAACUAUUGAGAUUCCUAGCAGAGUUUUAUUGGUAGAUAGUCCUGUCAUAGAACUCAAACUAUGCAGAUGGGACACCACAAUCUUGCUUUCAUCCUUUAUAAAUUGUAAUAAACACACAUUUGAGCAGAGUAGCAGAUACUGAAACGACCCAGGGAGACUAGUACUGUAAUAGCCACAUGCCUCUGACUGCCUGUUGAUAUGAGAUAUGAAGAUUUUUGUCCACAUCAAUUCUUUGUCUUUCAGUGAAACGUUGGCAUCUGAACCCGAAAGGGUCCAAAGCAGUUCUGUAAAAAAUAAACACCCUGAAGAAGAUCCGGCCGAAGUUGAGGGGCGCGAGGUAAAAAGACUGAAAUUUGACAAAGAGGAGGAAGCUGAAGGGACCUCCAACCAAAGUGGCUCCAGCGAAGUUUGUUCAGCGAUGGUAGAAGAGACAGAGACGCCCUCGGCAUCUCAAGAGAAAGAGAAAGAAACCGUUUGUGAGAGGCAGCAUUGUAAAGAAGAAGAGGAAGAGGAGGAAGGUAUAUCGCUCAUUGAAUAUCACUAUUUUGUAUAGGGAAGUUUCUUUGUACUUAGGAAUAUGGCUUGAAUUCAGCUUUUAAAUUUUGCAUCUGUUAGAAACUCCAUCACUCUAGCAUUUGAAGGAGGUUAACAUUGAAUUAAAUACUUAACUGCGGGGAAGAAGUGAAGGAAUGAGAGGAUCUUAAUGUUGGUCUUGUUGCUAGGCUAUUGUACAUAUGUUAUGUGUGGUAGUGGAGAAACCAGCAUUCAUAGAGACUGCCCCUUAAACUCUGUGCAGAAUCUGUUGCAUUCAGUAACUUAUCCAAAAUUACAGGUAGCUCAGCUCAUGCCAGCACACAAAUUUGAAGGUGUGUUUGUAGAUUAGGUUUGGGAAUAUGCGCCUCCAAUAGUAUUCCCACAAACCUUGAGAUCACCCAGGUAUGGUCUGCUACUUGGUCACCCUGAUGGAGAUUUCCCCCUUCUUGGCCUUAAGGGCAAGGAGGAUGUUACGUCACAGUGGAGCUGCAACAGAUUAAUUCUUGCCUCUCCUUUCCUCUGUUGGGUAUGUUCAGAACUGAUUCUGCCAUUGGGCUAGGUGAAGUGAACCACCUCAGUUGACAAGCUGCUAUUAAAUCAUAGCAAAUUGUCAAGGGCUCCCUUUAUUAUAGUUCUAUCACUGAGGGGCAGUGUAGAAUUUGCUUGCUCAGGCUACAAGAUACCACGACCCAUCUCUGGUUGGGCGACUCAGUGUGUGUAUGUGUGCUGCAGGAAACUCACAAUUUACGCGGGGUUUACGUUCCGAGGCACCACAUGUUUAAGUGAAAUCGCAUAUAUUUGAAACACCAGUGAAAAAGCUUGCAAACACCCUGUUCCGCCCCCGCCCCGUUCUGCCCCCUUUUGUGAUGUUUCUGGGUCACUUCUGAGUUUGGCCCAAUGCUCACGGUCGCAGUCACACACAUAUCAGACAUGCCUAAAACAGUCGCUGUGCUAAUUUGGUUCCUUUACGGCAGAGAUGAUGACAAUGGAUGCAUAUGCAUGGAUAGGGAGGAGAGAGCUUUAUUAUGUGUGUACUGCACACAGUUGCUACUUUGGUGAAUGAAAAUAAAGAAAUAUUCCUGGGUAUAACAACUAUAUAUCGCUUGGGUUGAACUUGAACUCUCGAUACUUAACGCUGAAUUCUAACCCCAUUCCAGAAUCCCUCAUGACGCCCAGAGAGAUUAUUCCGGAAAGAAAAGAUCAAGAUAAAGACAAUAACACAUCCUUAACUGUGAAAGAAGACGUUUCUGAGGAGAAUAAUCAAAUGGAGGAAUCUGACGAGACUCAAGCAGAGAAGGACUUGCCUUCUGAAGACAGUGAAAGCAGUGGGUCUGUCAGUAGCAGAGCUGGCUGCAGUGAAACAGAAGAAUUGGGCUUGUAUGCCAGUGAAACUCCUGAAAUGGCGGCAGAGACCCCUAUGGAAAACAGCGACGAAGCCACAGAAGCUGCAGAAGAACCUAUGGAACAGGAUUAAUAAUUUAAAUACACUUAGAGGCAGUAUUUUCCAUAAGGCUCUGGUUUUACACUGUAUAAAUAAUUUUAUGUAAUAAAAGUGGACCUUUAGUUUUACAACAAAAGCAGGCUGUAAAUUGAACUUGUCAAUGAAUUAAAUCCUGAAGAGCUGUACUAAUUAAGAACUGUGAAAUACCAGCUCCUUUCAGGUCCUGCUUUACCGCUGAAAUUUCAGUAUGGUCAAAUCAGUGGUCUGUGUAUAGUUUUUUUAUUUAGAAUUAAAAGUUUUUAAACUGGAAGGUAAUUAUAAUUUUGACAACUUUUUGGAGAUUACCAUGCUUAGCUAUCUGUACGCAAGGAAGCUUUUGUCCCAUCUGUCUCUUCUCCCCCCCCCCCUCCAAGUAAUAAUAAUGCUAUAGCAAUUAUUUUUCCUCUUUUUUGGUUAGAGUUUCAACAUUCAACAUGUGAAUUGUAGGCUUCUUUUUGGUUUUCAGGUUUUCAUUUGACUGCAUUGUGUACUUUUUAAAAAAGCUACACACCUGACACACAAUACUUGAAAACAUGCUAAUCUAAAGAGAACCUAUUAUCGCACUCUUAAGAUGUAUGGUGUUGUUGUUUUUAAUGGAAAUAAUUGAGCUCAUUUCACAGAAGGCAACAUUUUCACCUCUGAAUAAACCAAAUAAAAUUUGGCCCGCCUGGAAUCCUGAAGAUCCGAAAGCCGUUGAACGUACCGGGUUUAAAUACAUUCCAACAGAACUGCUCUAGCAAAACACUUGCGUACGUUUCUGAGGUGCCUGAAUGAAAAGUUUUAAUUCUGAGAAAAUGUGUUGAGGACAGCCUUCAGUUGCAGCUUUCUGUAGGGGGAAUGCUUGCAAGCCUGAGGAAGACAGUAUCUCUGAACUGGAGCAUUUUUUUCCGGCCUUUCUCAGAUGGCUUUUUCAAAGUAGGCAGAUGAGACUGGUAUAAGAGACUGCAACAUUUUCAAGACUUUCCCCUAGUUAUGUACCUGAGGUGAACGGCUGACUAGCGUUUGUAGGCGUACAUAGGAAAGCUACCAUAAUUUGUACAUCAUUUUGAAAGUGCACUAAAUAUUUUUAAACAUGUUACUUUGACAGCCAGUGUUAACCCUUUCUUUUCCAAAGCCAGCUCAAAGCACAAUGACUGCUUUAAAUUCUUCAUAUUGUCUCCCCUCCCCCUCCGCCCCGGCACCAAAUGUGUAAAAACAUUCAAGACGCAACCUCCAGUCUCAUUUACUGGCUGCCAAAUUUAUACCUGUUUCUUCAACUGUACCUUUUUGAUAUUUAGAAUUUUUAAAUUUCUGUAAAGUAGAUUUUUGUAGAUUGUAAAGAGUGCUCACUGCCAUUGUGAAACGGUAUAUAAUUGUAUAAUUUGUGUGUAAACUGAAUGCUUGAGCUUUCAAUACAGUAUUCAUAUAAAGCAAUAAAUAUUAAUGUUAUAAAAUGUUUGAGUACAUUUUAAUCGAAAUAUAAAAGGAAUCCCCCUUUUUGGAGGUGAAGUCACAUACCAUGGAGUAAAAAAAUAACCAUCAAAAAUGCAUGCUGACAAUUCUUGUACUUCCACGGUGUGCUUCCUUUUGGAGAAGGGUGGGACUGAAUUCUGUUUGUAUUCCAGAAUAAUUUGGCUGAGCUUGCAUAUUUAUACGGUGGUAAUAAACUGUGCUGUCUUGUCAGGUUCAGACAAGGGGAUGCUUAUGAAAAAAGUUCAGUUGCUGUUCUGUAUACAAAGGAAAAAUCAGUUAUUCUCCAUUUCCUCUUCUGCAGAGGGCUGGGUGUGUGUAAUAAGCAUUAAGUAGCACUAAAACCAAACUUAGAAAUUAGAAUUUCUUUCCAAAAGUCCAAGGCUAUAAAACAUUUUUCUCCCCUCACCUUCCCUUUUUUGCUCUUUUUUUCCUUCAGGGAUAUUUUGCCAAUGAGAACAAAUUUUACGUUUUAGAGAUUUCUGAUUUUUUCUUUAGAUGUUUGUUUGUGAAAAUAUUGUUAAUAAACCUAUUCUUUAAGCACCUGUGCUCUUUUGAUAUUGUUAUUUUUAACAGAACCCACUGAUGCCAGAUUUCAACUGUCUUGUAAAUAAUGAAUUUAUAAAUGUACUAAUGCAAUGGCAGCAGGAGCUUGGAAAAUAAAUUCUUAACGGCG